AUGGCCAGCCCAGAGACGCCAAUCUCCGCAGAGGUCGGCAGCGAGGCCGUGCCCUCGACGAAGAGGCGUCAGCACUCGGUAGGUUGAGAACAUCCGUUGCCCCAAUGUUUCAAUCUGGAACGUGCAUGCCAUUGUGUUUCGUUGCAUGCAUCAGGAUAUCGUGUGGCAAAGAUCGUGGUCGAGUUCAGGGGGCCGCCAUCGAAUGAUAUGGACAUCGAUGGUACACCAAUUGGAACCCGUUCCCGAACGAACGAACAAAUCUUUUUCUCUCCACUGCUCUCACUGCACUGCAGAUAUCGUGAGCGAGGAGCCCCGUGAGGCGACGGGCGUGAGUCGCGUGACGAGCGCUGCUAGCAAGAAGAAUUCGAAGAGCUCGAAAGGUGUGGGAGGAGAAUGAUGGUCGACAGGGUCGGGACCUUGACAGUAAUAUAUACAUUGGAGCACAGCCAUUGUCGCCCCACCGGAUGCAGCCAUUGUCGCCCAACACACUACACGGGAUACUACCAUGCACCACGUGAGAGAGAUUAUACACACACACUCAUACACACCAAAGCACAUGACGGGAUCCAUCACGUCGCGUGUGUCUCUGUCCGUCUCUCUGUGCAGCAGAGGCUUGGGAAUCGCGAGGUCAGAGCUGAGCUGACCGCCCAGAGUGUGGGAGUCCACCGCCGCCAGAGUAUAUACGGACCACCGGGAGACCGCAGACCUGAACACUUGACCAUUCCACACACUGCAGGCGAACCAUUUGCAGCGGUGAGCAGAAGUCUCCCUCAUCGACCUAUGGCAGUGUAUGUGUGUGUGUGUUUGUGUUUGUGUCCCUGUCUGCAGUUGAGUCAGCAUGGUUGUGGUUAUGGCUAUGGCAGCACCAGCCUCGCCACACGGGUAAAUAAGUUGCCUACACAAGACGACCGAUGUUAGCUGACACGACCAACAGCUGUCUUCCGCAAUUGGCCUUCCGUGUCUCAUUUACAGGAGCCGUUGAAGCUCCCCGACCCUCUCUUUGGACCUCCCGCAUAG
This is a messenger RNA of Vitrella brassicaformis, 1017 nucleotides long. Lineage: Eukaryota; Vitrellaceae. The record is from the annotation of a GenBank genome assembly.